Spea bombifrons (plains spadefoot toad) is the source of this 2383-nucleotide messenger RNA. It is a transcript of the gene TIA1, whose product is annotated as TIA1 cytotoxic granule associated RNA binding protein. Bases 237 to 1397 code for a protein of 386 amino acids. Gene Ontology annotation, molecular function: mRNA binding. The record is from RefSeq and is a predicted model, not a curated record. NCBI's taxonomy places the organism in Eukaryota, Metazoa, Chordata, Amphibia, Anura, Pelobatidae. The transcript has 13 exons.
CCUCCGUCGCCGCCAUCUUGUGGUGACGGUUUCUCUGGCAUUGUUCUAGGCCGGGCAGUGGGAGCCGGUGGACUGGGACCGAUACAGAGAAGGAAAAUACAUAGAGCGGAGACCAGCUUUACGCCACGUCGCCCUCAUCUCCAAACAGAAGUCAGUCGGGCUCGAAACUCCCCCGCCACCUGUACCGGGUUUCCCGCCUGUUCCUUCGGACAUAGCGGGGCCCGGAGCUUGUAGCCAUGGACGAAGAGCUACCCAAGACCCUAUAUGUGGGAAACCUGUCCAGGGAUGUGACCGAAGCGCUGAUUCUCCAGGUCUUUAGCCAGAUUGGUCCCUGCAAAAGCUGCAAGAUGAUCAUGGAUACUGCUGGGAAUGAUCCAUAUUGUUUUGUGGAGUUCUACGAACACCGCCAUGCAGCUGCGUCUUUAGCAGCAAUGAACGGCCGGAAGAUCAUGGGGAAGGAGGUUAAAGUCAACUGGGCCACCACCCCUAGCAGCCAGAAAAAAGACGCAAACAGUAGUUCCGUUGUCAGCACACUGCGUUCUCAAGAUCAUUUCCAUGUCUUUGUUGGUGACUUGAGCCCAGAGAUAACAACUGAUGACAUUAAAGCCGCAUUUGGUCCGUUUGGGAGAAUAUCAGAUGCCCGUGUGGUGAAAGAUAUGACAACUGGAAAAUCUAAGGGCUAUGGAUUUGUGUCCUUCUUCAAUAAGUGGGAUGCAGAAAAUGCCAUAGCGCAAAUGGGAGGCCAGUGGCUUGGUGGUCGACAGAUUCGAACUAACUGGGCCACAAGAAAACCUCCGGCCCCGAAGAGUACAUAUGAAUCCAAUACAAAACAGUUGUCAUAUGAUGAGGUGGUCAGCCAGUCGAGCCCCAGCAACUGCACUGUGUAUUGUGGAGGUGUCACAUCAGGUUUAACAGAGCAACUGAUGCGGCAGACAUUUUCACCUUUUGGGCAAAUAAUGGAGGUCAGGGUCUUCCCAGAUAAAGGUUAUUCUUUUGUAAGGUUUAACGCACACGAAAGCGCAGCACAUGCAAUAGUCAGCGUGAACGGAACUACAAUUGAGGGGCACGUAGUGAAAUGUUACUGGGGUAAAGAGACCCCGGACAUGCUGAAUACUGUUCAGCAGCAAAGCCAAAUUAGCUUUCCCCCACCAUACGGUCAGUGGGGCCAGUGGUAUGGAGGAGCCCAGCAGAUAGGCCAGUACAUGCCCAAUGGCUGGCAAGUACCAGCAUAUGGGGUAUAUGGACAAGCUUGGAAUCAGCAGGGAUUUAGUCAAACUCCAUCUUCUGCCACCGCAUGGAUGGGACCAAAUUAUGGCGUGCAGCCUCCCCCUGGACAGAAUGGAACCCUGAUUACGAACCAAACGGGAUAUCGUAUGGCUGGAUACCAAACGCAAUGAGAGGAAGGACUCCCAGACUCACCAGCAGUCUGCUGCUGGCUCAUUUGUUUACUUUGAUUACGUUAUGAAAUCACGUCAGUGCAGAUGUCAGAUACAGUAUAUUUAUUAAAACAGAAGUGAAACCAUUUUUUAAUCAUGAAACUUUCAUCUACUUGUUUAAAACCCCGAACCACACACAAAAUACUAGAGAUGCUGGAUGUUUGCCAAUUUUUGCCUUCCUUUUUUCAUUUUAUUUUUUUAUAUAUAACUGUCGCUUAACCCUGUCUCUCUUGAAGGGAACAGCCAAGCCUUGAUUGCCAGAUCUUUCGGCAGCAAAAAGGGUUAAGUUCAUUUGAAAUAAUAAAUCAAUGCAGGGAUCACUGCCACUUUUGGCAGCAAAUUGCACAAAAAUGUCUUUUUUUUCCCACUUAAGUAGUGUGCAGUUUUAGAUUGCAUUCCUAGUAUAAUUCAAGAUGUAUUAUAAAGAUUAACUGUACAAAAAUUGACUCUGUGAAGGUUUGUUUUUUCUUUGUUUUUUUUUUUGUUUUUUUUUUUUAACCUUCAGUAUGAAUUCAUAUUGUUCAGGUUCUAUACACUGUUCAACAUUCUUUAUGCCAUGGUUGGUUCUAACUUGUUUUUUUUAAAAAGCAAUUUGGCCUUAUAAAGGUAAUAUAUUGUCUGCACAGGGAGGACUCUGAUCACACUGAUCCUUCGAGUGUUAAAAGGGUUAACCUCUUUCAUUAAAAAAAAAAAAUGUGACUUGAUCUGAGCCUGUACGUGAAACUCUGAGAAGAUCCUUCUUCCAUAUUCUGUUGACAUUUUUUGUUUGUUUUGUUUUUGUUCUUCAAGAAGGUGCCUAGGAAAAAAUCCCUGUUGGGUUUAUUUCUAAAGGAUUUUUAUCUUCUGUCGUGUAAAAAAACAACAAAAAAAGUAUCUGGAAAUGGGGAAUUAUAGAAACCCAUUUACUGAAAUUGCAAAAAAAAGUGAUAAAUUCUUAAUGAACCAGA